CGCAUUUAAAACAAGAACGAUAAACCUCGACACCUUUUUGUAGCACGCUAUGAGAGUUAUUUUUUUCUUUGUAUUUUCAGCUGUAUUAUUAGGCGUUUCAGGAAGAUGUAGAUUUCUGGAAUAUGGAUAUUAUUAUGAUGACGAUGAUGGAAUGUUAAAGAAAGGUAUACAUUACAACUAUGUUUACUGCAGCGGCUACUGUAACUAUGAAAGCAAUUCCUGCGACUAUGUUUACCACGUUUCAAGCAGUGUGAGUGUUGGAGCCAUUAUUGGUGCAGUCGUCGGUGGUUUAGCUGGCCUGGCAAUACUGGUCGCUAUUUGUGUAGUGGUGGCUUGUGUUUGUGCUAGGCAACGUAGAAGUCCUGGUCAAGUUAUCUAUACCAGUCAUCCUGGAAACAGAACGGUCGCAUACAACAAUACUACAACGCAGUAUCCAGUCGGAGUUCAACAGCCUGUGUAUACAGUUUCUACAAUGAAUGAAAACAUCCCUAAACCCCAGUAAAAGAAUUGGCAUAAAAUGAUCAAAUAAAUCGACGACGUCUUCUCCUAUAAAUAUGCAAACUAUAAUUCACCUGUUUUACACAAGUUAUUAAUAUACCCUAUUAAAAUUAUUUGUUGUUUAUGCAGUCUGCCUUUCGAAAAACUAUUAUUUUAAAUAGUUAGCAGAUUCUGCUGAAAGGUCUCUGAAAUGUUUUUUGUGAAUAUAUAGCGAUCAGUAUUUAAGGUUGUUUUCCAAUACUACUCUGUAUUCCUGCUGGUCAUUGUUAUAACAAUUUUCUUUUUAAUACGAUGUAAAUAUCUACUAGAUUUAUUUUUAAAUACUUUGGAGGAUAGACAAAGGCUGUCCAAAAGCACAAAUUGUAUCAAAAAUAUCCUGUUUUUUAAGCAUGUUUCAAAUUUUCAAUCUAUAUUUUUAUUUAUCAAUUGAUAAGAGUUUUUUUUAUCAGGUAUUAUGAUAAGGAGGUUUUUUAUUGUCCUUUAUUGACCUCGUGAUCACAUGGCGGCGAAUUACCAGUUUUCUUACUGCUGCACUAAAAUGGCACCAAUCAAAUGAUUAACGAAUUUAUAAUGAUUGUUUUAUUAUAUAAAUUAAAUGAAAUUAUUCUCUUACUUAUAAAAAGGUGCUGGAAGGUUGUUAAUUCUGAAUUUUAUUUGCCAUAAUAGUAUAUACAUUUACAUAUACAUUCAUAAAUUCAUGUAAUUUA
Messenger RNA from Saccostrea cuccullata (small rock oyster), 1205 nucleotides. RefSeq lists its product as uncharacterized. The transcript is spliced from 4 exons. The record is from RefSeq and is a predicted model, not a curated record. Lineage: Eukaryota; Metazoa; Mollusca; Bivalvia; Ostreida; Ostreidae. The coding region runs from base 50 to 502 and encodes 150 amino acids.